Messenger RNA from Scheffersomyces coipomensis, 1752 nucleotides. RefSeq names its product protein induced by osmotic stress. Bases 241 to 1263 code for a protein of 340 amino acids. NCBI's taxonomy places the organism in Eukaryota, Fungi, Ascomycota, Pichiomycetes, Serinales, Debaryomycetaceae. The transcript has a single exon. Gene Ontology annotation, molecular function: oxidoreductase activity, acting on the CH-OH group of donors, NAD or NADP as acceptor. The record is from RefSeq and is a predicted model, not a curated record.
AUGAAUAAUAGUUUAUAAAUAAACUUGAACCUUUUAGUAAAUUGCAAGACCGAAAUUGAUCUAUACAUCGGGGAUUAUACUUUUUCGCGCGAUCAGACUUAUCUCCGUCAGAUAUUUCAGAUCAAUUUUUCAAUUACAAAUAGAAAGCAGCCAUAGUAUAAAUAUCACAAAUUUUCUUCACAUGAAUUACAAUCUCAAUUCCUUCAUCAGUUCAUCAUCAUAAUCAUCAUUAUCAUCAUCAUGUCUGCUGCUUCUAAAUCUUCGUUAACUGCUUUUGUCUCUGGUGCAAAUGGAUACAUUGCUGCCCAACUUAUUGAUCAAUUAUUACACCUUGGAUAUUCUGUAAUUGGAUCGGUUAGAAGUGCUGAUAAAGGAGAUUAUCUCGUUAAGAAUUUCAAUUCAUCCCAUUUCAAAUAUGAAAUCGUCCCAGUGUUAGAAAAGGAAGGUGCCUUUGAUGAAGCAUUAACUAAACAUCCCAACGUUUCAGUGUUUUUCCAUACUGCUUCUCCUGUCCUUGAUGUUUCAACCGUUACUAAUCCUGAAGCUCAAGUUUUAGCCCCAGCUAUCAAUGGUACCAAGAAUGUGUUAGCAUCAAUUAAGAAAUCAUCUCCUCAAGUUGAAAGAGUUGUCUUCACAUCUUCAAUCGUGGCAACUUGGGAUCGUAGUCAAGGAAUCGUCCGUGCCACUGAAGAAACUUGGAAUCCAGUAACUUAUGAAGAAGCCGUUACUAAUAAAACAGUGGCAUAUAGUGCUUCCAAAACUUAUGCUGAACGUGCUGCUUGGGAUUUCCUUACUCAACAAAAACCAAACUUCACUUUAUCAGUUAUAAAUCCCGUAUAUGUAUUAGGACCUCAAACAUUUAAUGAAAGUGUUAAUAAUUUAAAUAUGACAGCUAAACUUGUCACUAAUGUGCUUGAUUUCAAACCAAAUGAACCAAUUCCAGCAUUAGAAGGAAGAUUCAUUGAUGUUAGGGAUGUUGCCAAAGCUCAUAUCUUAGCUCUGCAAAAGGAUGAAGCUCAAGGGAAAAGAUUUAUCUUGGUAGCAGAUUUUUAUAAUAAUGAUACCUUAGUGAAUAUCAUUAGAAAGAAUUUCCCUGAAUUACAAUCGAAAUUACCAGUGGUUGAAAAGGAAGCGGAUGUAUCUAUUAAUAUGGAAUUGAAGGAUGAUAAUGCUAGAAAUAUUUUAAAUAUUGAUUACAUUUCUUUAGAAACUUCUGUGGUAGAUUCAGUUAAACAAUAUUUAACUUACAAAAAGGAUAAUUAGGGAAUAGGUAGUUAGUUGGUGUUUACCAUAAGUAGUCUAGAUUUAGAAUUAAUAAAUGUAAACGUUAUUCUACAUGAUUCUAUGUUGCCAUCAGUAGUGAUUAUGAUAUCAUAGAAGUGAAAGAGGGAGAGAGAGAGAGUUGGAAUAACUUCUAUCGCCAGUUUACUUAUCAACAAAUUGUAUAUUGUUCCUACAUCAGAUUGAUAAAAGUGGUUAUUAUUUGCCACCCAUUAUGUAUUCAAUUUUAACCGGUUAUAUAUCACAAACAUUAUUAUUAAUCACAUAUUUGAGGUAAAUUAGACAUACUAUUCUUCUGCUUAACUAUAUGAACGGCUAUAAUGCCCUGAUGACUUUGUGUAAUUUUUCGGAGUGAAUCACCAACGUCAAAAUUGUAUUAUUAAUAAUUUAUACUACAAAAUUGAUAGUUUUUGACACGUACUUAUUUAAGUAACUUUAGGAGUUUAUGGAGAUUAGUGUUGGAUUACCAGA